UAGGACAAAGAGGUACCUUAGCUGUUAUCAUAACCCCAAUUCCGUACCACAUGAAGGAUACUUCAUUCUUGCUUCCUUAUCUGAAUCUGAGAUCUAAUUAGUAUAAACUAAUUUUAAGCUCCAUUGCUAUAUAAACCCAUUGAAUUGAAGCACCUAUAGGCUAUAGCAGAAUACCAACUUAUUUCUAGCCUCUAGCUAACUCAAAGCCUGAUUUAAUUUCUCACAAAGUGCGCACUAUUCUUCAACUAGUUCAAGAUGACACCCCUUGAUUUUGAUGCUCUUAAAGACAUGCAAAACUCUGCAAAUGACCUCCUUCAUUCUCCAUUGGUUCAACAAGCCCUUGUCCACUGGCACGAAGAAAAAUGGGUCAGUGAUGUCUCUGAGUCCUCUCUGAGGAUAUUGGAGGUGUGUGGCAUCUCCAAAGAUGUUCUUUUGCUUGUGAAAGAACACCUUCAAGAACUCCAAUUCACUUUACGAAGAGCAAGCAUUGGUGAGCCAGGAAUUGAGGGAAAAAUCACAGCUUUCAAUUGCUAUAGGAAGAAGUUAAAGAAAGAGACUUUAAAGUGCUUGAAAUGGUUGAAGGGUAUGAAGACUGAAAAAAUAAUCACUUCAAUGAAGGACCAAAAACUAACUCUGGUUGUUGAUGUUCUGAGGGAAGUGAGGAUGACAAGCAUUUCCACUGUGGAAUCACUGUUGUCACUAAUUUCAUCACCAUGGUUGGAUUAUUCAAGAACAGGGAAAAGGUCUUUCAUGUCAAAGCUUGUUCAUGUGAAUUUGCAGAAUAAUUCAUCAGAUCAUGAUAUGUAUUAUGAUGCCAUGGUGCUUCAAAGUGCAAAUAAAAGGCUAGCAGGGGUUCAAAUGGCAAUAGAAGAUCUAGAAGUUGAGUUGGAGUGCAUGUUCAGACGUUUGAUCCACACAAGGGUUUUGCUUCUUAACAUAUAUACUUACCAACUUGGAACACCAAAUCAACUAGCUAGCUCAAAAUCCUUUAGAUAUAUAUAACAUCUGUUAUUCUCUUGAGCAUGUUACUUAGACUUUUAACCAUUCUUUCUAUUCUUUAAUUCUUUCAAAUAACUACCUUAAUUGUAAGUCUGCAAUCAACAUCCAAUAUAACAGAACAUUGUCUGUUC
Messenger RNA from Lotus japonicus, 1130 nucleotides. RefSeq lists its product as uncharacterized. The transcript has a single exon. Gene Ontology annotation, biological process: shoot system development; root development. The coding region runs from base 256 to 1002 and encodes 248 amino acids. The record is from RefSeq and is a predicted model, not a curated record. NCBI's taxonomy places the organism in Eukaryota, Viridiplantae, Streptophyta, Magnoliopsida, Fabales, Fabaceae.